Molecule: messenger RNA, 1238 nt
Organism: Anoplophora glabripennis (Asian longhorned beetle)
Lineage: Eukaryota; Metazoa; Arthropoda; Insecta; Coleoptera; Cerambycidae
Exons: 7
Coding region: 143-994 (283 amino acids)
Source: RefSeq, a predicted model, not a curated record
AAUGGUACUUGCUUAUACGUGGUAAAAACCGUGCGGAUAUUUCUUUGUUUAAUUUAUUUUGUAAGGUAAACGAUUUCGUGUGUUAACAGAAAAAGACCAUCACCGAUGCAAUCGAGUGAUUGUAUCAACGCGGUGACUGAAGAUGACACGAAAAUUAACGAUACUGCUGUGCGUGGCGUUGUCCUUUUUGGCGGUGGACGGUCAGCUGGCGGUGGAUAUCAGAGCGCCCAGGAUAAGUGACUUUUUGAAUAGGAUUACCAACACGACGUUCGAUAUUAUACGGGGAGGGGUGAAUAUAUUUGGAAGAGCUGUUGACAGAGUAGUAAACACUUUCGGGAGAAUUGAAGACAGGCUUAGAGCCCUACUUGAACUUUUUAGGAAGCAGCUGCUAAAAGGAAUCCCAGAACUGAACAUACCUAUUUUGGAUCCUCUACAUAUCAACAAAAUCGAUUUUGACGUUAACCAUGAUUCCGCAAAACUGAAGGGUGGUGCUGAAGAUAUCACAGUAAAACAUAUCUCAAAAUUUAUCGUAGAUAAAGAAAAGUUCACAGAUCUGGGUAACUUAAGAUUUAAACUCGAUCUCAAUUUAACGUUUCCUUAUAUAAAGGUAAAUGGUACUUAUAAAAUUAAUGGAACAGUUGGACAAGCAUUUGUGAUACAUGGAAAUGGACCUUUCCGGAUUAACCUGAUCAAUUUGAAACUUGGCACGUCGACGAUUUUAAAAUUCAACCUACCUGCCCGCCUGAGAGUUGAACAAAUCAACGUAGAUGUGAAGCUCAAAAAGUUGGAAAAUAACUUUGGGAACCUUAUGAACGAUAACGAAACUGGGCAGUUAAUCAACAGAGCCAUCUCCGAGAUGGCUCCGGAAGCGCUGGAUAUUUUGUGGCCGGAAAUAAGACCAUCUAUAGAGAAACAAAUCAUAAAAUAUAUAAACAACAUACUGGAAAAUGCCACAGUGGUGAACUUGGCGAAGAGACUUUUCAACAUCCCAUAAAGUGGAGAACUUUUGUCUUCGACUACUAUUUAAUGUGGAAGAAGACAGACAACACAUCACAUAAAUUGUGGAGUAGCAUUUUUUGGCUCCUUGCCAAUUUAGUUGUUUUUUAAUUUAACACUGUGAUAGCCUAUGUAAAUAAACCUUUGGGAAAUAGGUACUGGAUAAAACAAUUAGUCACAUACAUACAAAAACAUUUAUUGUAGUAAAUAAAAUAUCUUUAAGUCGAAAAUAAAUAACUUUA